AAAGAUAAUUAAUUCUUGAAAUAAAUGAAACAUAUUGUGAAUGUUUCAAUGUCACUUCGAAAUUCAUAAUAAGUUAUUUAAAAGUUGAGGUGAAGUGGUGCCCAAAAAAUUACAUUAAUAUAACAUUAACAACUAAAUGGAAACCUAGUCAUCUUAAAGUUGGCAAACUUCGGAAAGAAAACGAUAUCGUAAAAUGGGUCUGACUAAAUAUUUGGAAUAAUCAAAAAUAGAAGUAAUGUGCAACGCGCGGACGGAGUUAAUUUACCUAACCAAUUCAUUAAGGACCGUUUUAAAAAACCAUCGUGACAGAAGGACGAGACCAAUCAGCGAUGCUCCUCUCCCAGUAUUGCUCAGUUUUUUUUUACUCCUCACCUUUUCGUAUUGCACUCAUGUCGAAGGUACUCCCAGACUUUCGGGAGGAAUUAGAAAACUUCAGACACUUCUCAACUCGGCCCCACCACCCUUUUUGGGUCACUGUGAUUUUGAGGACACCUGCGAUUGGUCGUGGAACAUGACGAAUGGAUUCCGCAAAGUUUCGGCCUCCGAAACAUCUCCGUUCGGCCCCGAGACAGAUGCUAGCAAACUGCCAAAUGGACAUUUUUUGUGGCUCAGAGGACAGGGAAAGGGUCAUAUUUGGUCUAAGUUGAUUCCAAGAACAGGAAGUAAGUGCCUUCUUGAGUUGGCGUUGCAUCAAGUACAAAUGCUCAAUGGUAUCAUAAGUCUCGUUAUAGAAACAAGUAAUCAUACGAGCGUCGUCUCUGUCGAACGAUCUGGAAAUAAUCUUGCCAAAUGGGAAAAGACUCGUUUCAACUUGGGUAUUAUUACUCAGCCAUAUCGAGUCGUGUUGGAAAUGACAACGCCAUCCCCAAAUUCCAGUAUCGCUGUUGAUAAUAUUCGGCUUUCCGACUGCUUUCCAGAAUCAUUUGGUGGAAAUUGUACGGAUGAUAUGUUCCGUUGUAAUAACGGCUCAUGUUUAAAUAAAUCUCGUAUCUGUGACCUAACCGCAGACUGUGCAUAUGGCGAAGACGAGAUGCUUGAGUGUGAAAAAGUCCCGGAGAUUGGGAAGUGUAAUUUUGAAGACGGUUGGUGCGGAUGGAGAAAUGAUCCUUCUCUUCCUUUGAAUUGGACGCGUCACAGAGGACCCAUACCAACUGAAAGAAUCGGGCCCAGCUAUGAUCACACUUAUCGUAACACAUCUGGGAACUACGUAUACGUAAAUAUGUCGGGAAGCCAGCUAUAUGGAGAUCGAGCGAGGCUAGAAAGCCCAGUGUACAAUCCAACACCUCCUUACAGCAGUGAUGAGAAUAAUCCCUACUACAAGUCCUGCCAAGUGCGAUUUUUUUACCACCAAUAUGGAAAGCAGAGUAGUGGAUUAGGGUUGUACUUGGUUGAAAUAAAACAGCAUCAAAACAUGUCUAUCAGACUUUGGUGGUUGUACGGUGACCGAAGUGAUGUGUGGAACAAUCAGGCCAUAGCCCUCCCAGAAGUCAAGCACAGGUAUUUUUUAUGGUUUGAGGCAAGCAGAGGGUACGGCUCAAAAGGAGCUGUAGCUAUCGAUGAUUUUUCACUCAGUCCAGAGUGUUUUGGUGUUGGAGUUCCCCCAAAGUAUGCUGGAGAUUUCAAUUAUUACACCUAUGUACCACCAGAUAUUGAGCCCGAAAAGCACAUGGAUUUUGUCAAUGAAACAAUUAUCAGAGUAACAACUUGUGGAGCACUCGGUAGAUUUGGUCCAACACCAGAGCAAUGUGCUGCUGAACACCAGGGAACUGAUUUAGACUUACUUUACCCAUCAACGAUGUCAGCUACCACCAUUGCACUGGGUGAAAAAAUAACGAUAUCUCACAUGAGGGGGAUUCAACGGUGGACUGUACCUCGUGGUGGAUAUUACACAAUUAUCGUAAUGGGAGCAGCGGGAGGUAAAGGUUCGGGUCAGAUGGGUAGUACUUUAGGAGCUUCGGUGAGAGCAGUUGUUGAAUUGGAGAAAGGCCAGCAGCUGUACUUCAUAAUUGGUCAAAGCGGAACAGACGCUUGCCCAAAGAAUCUUGGAGUCAAAGUUUACAGCUGCCAAAAUGAUGAUCUACCUACAACUGGUCUAGGCUCUAGUUCCGUUUCGGUGGUACAUCAAGUAAAGAAAAUUGAUGUGAAAGAUAGCGGUGGCGGUGGUGGAGGAGCUACCUACGUUUUUACGUUGAAACCAGAUGGAGAACAAAAACCUUUGUUGAUCGCAGCAGGUGGAGGAGGUUUAGGGCAUGGCCAAUUUCUCGACGACGGUAUUCAGAAUGGAAAAGGUGCUGCGCCAAAAGGAAGAUUGUCCGAAUCUGGAUUAUCGAUUUCAGCAUCGGCCGGUUCUGGAGGUGGAUGGAGUGGCUCGAUAAAUAAUGGAACAAGUGUAACAACUGCAGGUACCGCGUUAAUUCUAGGAGGAGUUGGAGGUGUGGCUUGUAAAAAUAAUAGUGCAGGCCGGGGGGACGGAGGUUUUGGAGGCGGUGGUGGAGGUUGUCUGGGUGGUGGUGGAGGUGGCGGUUAUAUAGGUGGAAAUACGGGACACGCAAAAUCUUCAAACGGGGAAGGUGGAUAUUCAUAUGCAGCACCAGAACUCUUACACGUCUCGUUCACUCCCGGUGUUAAUCCGAGCUCAGGGAAAGCUUAUAUCGUGCCAGCGAUCAGCGGCUGUGGUUGUGAUUUUCGAUGCGUUGCAAUAGACGAACAUUUGAGUAAAACGAAAUGCAUCUGUCCACCUGGUUGGCUCCUUGGCAAUGAUACUCGUUCGUGCGUUAUGGACAGAGGCCCUGAAGUCCAUCCGACAUUCAUGAUAGUACUUAUUGUUGUCAGCAUCGGCUUAUUAUUGGCCUUUUCUGGACUCUGCCUUUUACUAUAUAAUCGAUACCAGCAUCGCAAAGCAUUGCUAAGGCGGCGCCAAGUCAUGUUUGGCAAUGGGACGGAGCUGACGUCACUACGCAUUGUUUCCGACAAUAUGAUGACCGAAUUUAAUCCUAACUAUGAAUUUGCUGGGAAUCUUUACAGCUUUAAAGACUUACCUCAAAUUCCGCGGGACAGUAUAUCUCUCGUAAAGCCUUUGGGACAAGGUGCAUUUGGCGAAGUUUUUCAAGGUGUAUAUAAAUACAACAGAAAUGAGGAACAUCCGGUCGCCGUAAAAACAUUGCCAUCAUUAUCAACGUCGCAAGCCGAAGCCGAUUUUAUGAUGGAGGCUCUUAUUAUGAGUAAAUUUAACCAUCCAAAUAUUGUACAUUUUAUCGGCGUUUCGUUUGACAAUCACCCACGGUAUAUCGUACUGGAGUUGUUGGCUGGUGGUGAUUUGAAGAAUUUCUUACGAGAAGAAAGACCGCGACCGGAUCGUCCUACGACGUUAACUAUGCAAGACCUGGUAAUGUGUGCAUAUGACGUGGCAAACGGAUGUAAAUACAUGGAGGAUGCCAGGUUCAUUCAUCGUGACAUUGCUGCGAGGAAUUGCCUGUUGACAUCCAAAGGAUCGGGUCGUAUGGUGAAAAUUGCUGAUUUUGGUAUGGCCAGAGACAUAUACAGAAGUGACUACUACAGAAAAGGUGGAAAAGCAAUGCUGCCCAUAAAGUGGAUGCCUCCUGAAAGUUUUCUUGAUGGAAUAUUCACUACAAAAACGGACGUUUGGGCUUUUGGUGUCCUUCUCUGGGAAAUUAUGUCCUUCGGUUACAUGCCGUAUACAGGUUGUGCAAACCGAGAAGUUAUGUCGAUGGUGACAACCGGUGGGCGGUUAGAGAGACCAGCUGGAUGCCCCGAUCCAAUUUAUGGUGUAAUGACUCAAUGCUGGCAUCCUCAUCCAGAAGACAGGCCGAGUUUUUCGACAAUAGUCGAAAGGAUAGGCUAUUGCCUACAGGAUCCUGAUGUCAUUGAUCAUCCAAUGCCUAACUAUGAUAUUCUCCCUGCUUGCGAGAGAGAAAUAACGAUAAUGCGGCCUGAUCCAGAAACAGAAUGCAUCAACGUACGUAGCAGCUUGGAUGGAUGUGGAGGCUACAUGCAACCCAAAACAAGCUUCCGGCCAGUAUCAUAUCGCAUUGGUCCAGCGCCUGGAAUCGUUUACGCGUCCUUGCAACACUGUGAUGACUGUGGAAACGAAAGCGCAAAAAUACAAGAAACGGCACUCUUGGAACCGAAAAUUCAUCAUAACAACUGUGGUCAAAAUGCAAAUAAUGAGUCCAGCAAACAUAUCUCUGGAAAAAAGGUGCCUUGUAGACAUAAAGCGUUACCACCGGACGAGAGCAACGCUAACGCUGUAACAGUGAGUACGGAAUACAAUCCGGACAAAUCAAUCAAAUGCCAAAAUAAGGUAUUAAAUGGAAACACCAACAGAGAUAAUGGGAAUUGUGAAAGUAUGACGAACACAGAUACAAAUUCGGAUUCCUUGGCUAUCCCCACGUCGAAUCCCCCAACAGAAACUUCGUUAUCUUCACCAAAUACUCGAGUGUCCUCUCCGAAUCACGUAAUUUUAAACGCUAAUGUGAAUAACAAUAAUGGCAUCCUAAGGAAGAGCGCGCUGAAAGCUGCUCUUAGCUUGGAUCCAAGCGCUCUUUGUCGAGGGACUAUUCCCUACGAGAAAAUUGCAUUUUCACCACCGCCUCCGCGUCUGAGUAAUCCUGGCAGCAUGGAAUUGAGAAAGGAUUCUGUGGGACACGAGUUGCCCAGAGAAGAGGGGUGCUCCUGCUGAGAUUCAAUUAAUGGCGGCUGACAACGCUACUCCGACUCUGAAUUAGCCGUCACUCUUCUAAAGAGAUCAACUUCCAUGCCAGGUUAUGGAUAUAUGUCUUUUCUGACGGUCGAGUAAUUCCUGCUCCGCCUUAGAAAAAGCUAACUAAACGCAUGAGACAUUUAUACAGGUAAAAUAUUACAUUUCCAUAUCUUAUUUCAUUUUGUACGCAACUGAAGUAAAGAGACAAAGUGCCAAGAAGCAGAAGCAAUUAGUGAUAGCUACGGAGAAUUAAAUUUAAGGAAUAGUAUAUUCUGUAACAAGGAUGCAAACACGGUCUCUUCGGGCCGAGCGUAAGUUUGCAAUAUGAGUUGUAGGUGAGCCGAAGACGAAUAUUGCAAUACGCGAGGCGAAAACACCGUUUCCUCCUUGUUGCACGCCAUUCUUUAUAUAACACGAGUAUGUUACGCCGUGUUUCGCGAAGCACGAAGUUGAGGUUAGGGUCACGUA
Molecule: messenger RNA, 5188 nt
Organism: Diprion similis
Lineage: Eukaryota; Metazoa; Arthropoda; Insecta; Hymenoptera; Diprionidae
Gene: Alk
Product: ALK tyrosine kinase receptor-like
Exons: 27
Coding region: 236-4699 (1487 amino acids)
Biological process (GO): protein phosphorylation; cell surface receptor protein tyrosine kinase signaling pathway; positive regulation of kinase activity
Cellular component (GO): membrane; signaling receptor complex
Molecular function (GO): transmembrane receptor protein tyrosine kinase activity; protein binding; ATP binding
Source: RefSeq, a predicted model, not a curated record